Messenger RNA from Culex pipiens pallens (northern house mosquito), 2044 nucleotides. RefSeq names its product sphingomyelin phosphodiesterase-like. Bases 11 to 1990 code for a protein of 659 amino acids. The record is from RefSeq and is a predicted model, not a curated record. Gene Ontology annotation, molecular function: acid sphingomyelin phosphodiesterase activity. The transcript has 4 exons. NCBI's taxonomy places the organism in Eukaryota, Metazoa, Arthropoda, Insecta, Diptera, Culicidae. Gene Ontology annotation, biological process: sphingomyelin catabolic process; ceramide biosynthetic process. Gene Ontology annotation, cellular component: lysosome.
UCUUAAAAACAUGAAAAUCAAUUGUCGAUGUGCAGUAUUCAUUAUUUGGUGGAGCAUUACAAACCUGAUAAUGUUCGCGAAGGGUUCCGCUCCGUGUGAAAUAUCAGACAUAGCUAAAGCUGAAACUUAUUUCCACGAUGCCUUUGCUGCAAGUUUCGAUGAGAAAAAAAUGUCUUCUGAUUCGAAGCAACUCAUGUACUGCCUGAAAAAUAAAGAUGAAGCUCUGACGUUAGCAGAAAUUCCGAAAUGUGUGAAGCCUCGCUACUGUCUUCUCUGUCGAGUGGCGAUGCACACCCUGAUCAGCACAUUUAAACAACUGAAACAAGUACCUCAACAAUUAAAACCUGGAAUACUACAAGUAACUCAAGGUCUUUGCCGACUUGCUGAAUACCCAAAGGAGUAUUGUGCUGACCUUAUCAACAUUUUUAUUGUGAGUGAUUUUCAGCAGAGUUCACUAGUUUUAGCUAAAACCAUUUAUCUGCAGGAUUCCAUACUCGAAAUUUUGAAAACCAACGAUCACAUCACGUCGCACGACAUUUGCGCACUGCCCUUAGGUCCAAUUGGUUGUGUUCAGGAACCUACCGGAGCUUCCGUGGACCCGAUAAAACUCGACGAUUUCAACUUCAAAUCAACCGUUUCGGUAGCGUACAACAAAACCUGGCCAACGAAGAUACUCCACAUCACCGACAUUCACUACGACCCAAAGUACGUCGGGGGGGUUGAGUCCGAAGAGGUUGUGAAGCAGUGCAAGAAGAUGUUUGGGUGCUGUCGAGUUGGCAACACCGGUAAACCGGAUGAGACCUACUGGGGAAACUAUAACCAUUGCGACACUCCGAAGACUUUGCUGGAGGCAAGUUUGAAGAAGAUUGCGGAACAGCACUCGGAUGCCAAAAUGGUGUACCUGACCGGAGAUCUGGUGAGACAUCACAUAACGGAGCUUGAUUUUGAAACGUUGAAGGCGGACACGGACUAUGUGCUGGGACUGUUUAUUGAGAUAUUCAAGGACAUCCCAAUUGUGUUUGCGAUUGGGAAUCAUGACACGGAUGUCUUUGGAAUGUUUUCUUCAGGUAGUGACUCUAGUAACGCUGGACAGUCAAAGGUUUACAAAUACUAUCAAAGUUGGAUCGAGAAGUUGUGGAAGAAUGGUCAAAUAACCCGGAAACCUCGCGAAAUCGAAUGGCCCCAAAACGGCGAAGGUUACUACUCGAUUCCAACGAAGGAACGCCUCCGACUGAUUGUCCUGAACAGCAACGUUGCGUACAUGUACAACUGGUGGCUCCUAGCGGAUCCAAACUUGUACCAUGCCCAACUCCAAUGGCUCCAAGAUACCCUUGCUCGCGCCGAGCAGCAACACCAGAAAGUUCACAUCCUGUCGCACAUCGCGCCCAAUCACUACUCGCUACUCCCAUCGUGGUCCCAGCAGUUUCAACGCAUCGUUGAACGCUACCGAAACACGAUCACAGCCCAGUUCAACGGUCACUCGCACCUUACGGAGUUUGCGAUGUUCUACGACUCGCAAAAGCCAACCGAACCUAUUGGGGUGGCCUGGAACGGAGGAUCGCUGACUCCGCACAGUUUUCACAACCCGAACUACCACGUGGCGAUGCUGGAGUCCGGGAAGUUUUCGGUAUCUACCCUGGAGACGUACACGAUCGAUCUGGGCAAAGCCAACAAGGACUCUUCGAAAGUCCCGGACUGGGAACUAUCAUCGAACAUGACCGAAGAAUUCAGACUGAUGGAUCUUUCACUCAAAAGUUUGGAUGAACUCGUCCAGCGGAUGACCAAAAACGAAUCUGUGAUGCAGCAAUAUUGGCGUUACGCCGUUAAAAAGGGUCCACGAUCGGUGUCAGAACUUAGUGGCGAGUGUAAGGUGGCACUACUUUGUGGAAUCGUGUCAACCGAUGGGAAAAAUAAGGCAAAGUGUGAAGGUCUCUUGAAGGGCACCAAUUGGAGCCAAGGAACGGGAAUAUGUGCUUUGCAAAAAUACUAAAUUGUCGUUGUGAGCGCACUUACGAAACAAAAUUUCUGCAUACAUUUUUAUUAA